AUGUUUGACCACUAUGGAUUACGGAAGCCAGAAUUUAGUGUGGUUUUGGCGCAUCUCCUGCCUGUGACUGAGGCUAACAAUAUGAGCCCCCUCCCCCUCGGAUUGGCUUCCCUCUCCGUCUCUGACGCAAAUGCCCCGCCUCUUGGAUUACGCGGGUACCUUGUCGCGAAAUCGACCAUGAAACCCGAUGUCUACCCUUGUCGACUUUGUGUCAUUCCGAGGCAAUUUCCUACCUCAUCUUUACCUUUCCCUCCUUUGCAUCCCAAUCUCAAGGCCAACGUGAAGCAGAGCGGGUACCUUGUCGCGAAAUCGACCAUGAAACCCGAUGACUACCCUUGUCGAAUUUGUGUCAUUCGUCAGGGUGACAUUGACAGGCAAAACUCAUCAAUUCGGUUUUGGGUGCAGGCACUCCACUUCUGUGAUCACUCUCCUCUUUCACUCAACAGCAUAUUAUCGUUGCACUCUGUUCUUAUGGCUGCGACCCGCGAUUCUGAAUACUAUUUCGUUGACGGAAAUGCUGUUUUCGAGGUGGAGUCUAUUUUGUUCAAGGUACAUCGGUCGGUUAUGGCCAGGGGCUCUGGAUUAUCAUUCGGGAAAACUUUCUCGCGCCGCAGCGAUGAUUCGCAGCGGAAUACAGAAGAGAUCGACAUUCACGGCUUCGAUCAGUCUCCCAUCCAUUUGUCGAAAAAUACUACUGUAGACGAAUUCCGAGCUUUGCUUUGGUCUCUUUACGCGCUCCCCAGCGACAUCAUCGGUGCAAUAAAACUGGAAAGCAUUGAUCCAAUCAAGUUCAUCAAUCUCGCUCGGAUUGCUAAGAGAUAUUCUUUCGCCUCAAUCGAAAUAUGGGCUCUCAAAACACUCACCUCGUACCUCGGCGCUGUUCCACUACCGGUCCCUGGGAGUCAGUCUGAGCCUCAAGCAGUCAAGGAACUAUCUUCUGAGAUGUUUGGGGAGUUGACUAAAGUUGCUGCGGUUUGCAGUCACAGUGUGCCGUUCGUUGAGGAGGUCAUGGCGAAGUGGGAGUUGCUUCUAAAUAAUGGGGUCUACUUGAAGACCGCAAUCCGUGUCAGCGAGUCCCAUCCUGAACUCCGCAAUCUCCACGCAUUGGCCUACUAUGCGAUGAUACUGAGAGAGAGAGAUAUGAAACAGAAUCUUUCUCUGAAGCAGCAAAACACCCUAUUAUCCGGGCAUUAUGCACUUUUCAAGCUUUGGCGAGACCAUCUGAAAUCUCCGCCUCAAUUCCAUUCUAUUCAGGAUUGUGAUAUCUCGUCGGAAUGUCGUCGUCACUGGAUGUCCUUUUGGAAUGAACUGAUGGGCAGUAACUCCGCGAUCCCAAUCAUCAACUCCUUGAACCUUCAUCCGCUGGAUUUAUUGGGGAAACUUAAAAUGGCGCAGGAUGCCAUACAGGGCGAUAAUCGAGAACUGGAAAAGGCUUGCCAUUUGACUCAGAAGAUGUUGGAGCGCUGCCGUACAUCCGGAAAGAAAGUCUUGGAAGAGAUGGGAAGAGAAACAAAAUUGAAGCUGCUAGAUUAUUUCAAGUCCCCUGUCAAGUCGUGA
Molecule: messenger RNA, 1557 nt
Organism: Laccaria bicolor S238N-H82
Lineage: Eukaryota; Fungi; Basidiomycota; Agaricomycetes; Agaricales; Hydnangiaceae
Exons: 9
Coding region: 1-1557 (518 amino acids)
Molecular function (GO): protein binding
Source: RefSeq, a predicted model, not a curated record